GAGAGAGAGAGAGAGAGAGAGAGAGAGAGAGAGAGAGAGAACGCGAGCUUGUGAGCGCGCACGCGUGGGGGGGCAGUGUGCAUGCGGGGAGUGCGGGGGAGUGUGUUUGUGUGUGCGUGUGGAUGUGAGUGCCUGGUUCCCUCCCUCUGAUACACACACACACACACACACACACACACACACACACAAGCUCGUCUGAACUUGAAGACAUCUCACAAUCCAAGAGGCUGCAGGUUCCUGGGGAUGCCCUGGUUUCUUCAAUCAGGAAAAUCCUAACCUCGCCUUCCUAGAAGGGAUUAUCUUUUCUUUCCUUUUUUCCCUUUAUUAUUAUUUUUUUAAUCUGGAAGAGAAGAGCACAAGUUGUACUCCCCCUCCCGCCUCUUCUUGCUAAAUGCCAUGGAUAUAACUGAAUAAGCUGCUCAGGGCUCUCCCCGCGUGGAUGGUCCGAAGCCACCAUCUGCCUGCCUUCGCUGGAUCGCUGGAGUGGAGAGCUUAGUGUGAGCCUAUCUUCAGCCAGGAAGGAUGCGUGGCCGAGCCAGGGAGCCCGGGCGCCCUGCGGAGCCGGCCUCGGAGCCUCCCAGCCGCGGGUAGAUGCCGCCUUGCCCAGAUCCCGCCAUGGCUCCAGGUCUCCUCCAGGGAAAACACAAUGUUCUCUCUGAAGCCUUGCAUGGCCACGGCUACCCCAGUAACCCCCUGACCCUGCUCCUCAUGCUGCCACAGCUGUCCGGGCAUGCCAUGCACCCUAUUUUACAGCUGAGGCCGACGGAUGAAGAGAAGUCAGGUGCCAAGGCUGAGUGACCAGACCAUGGAGACUCUGCUUGGUGGGCUGCUGGCUUUUGGCAUGGCGUUUGCUGUGGUCGAUGCCUGCCCCAAGUACUGCGUCUGCCAGAACCUGUCUGAGUCACUGGGGACCCUAUGUCCCUCCAAGGGGCUCCUCUUUGUGCCCCCUGACAUUGACCGGAGGACGGUGGAGCUGCGCCUGGGUGGCAACUUCAUCAUCCACAUUGGCCGCCAGGACUUUGCCAACAUGACAGGACUGGUGGAUCUGACCUUGUCUAGGAACACAAUCAGCCACAUCCAGCCCUUCUCCUUUCUGGACCUCGAGAGUCUCCGAUCCCUGCACCUCGACAGCAACCGACUGCCCAGCCUUGGGGAGGACACGCUCCGGGGCCUGGUCAACCUGCAGCACCUUAUCGUGAACAAUAACCAGCUGGGUGGCAUCGCUGAUGAUGCCUUUGAGGACUUCCUGCUGACGUUAGAAGAUCUGGACCUGUCCUACAACAACCUCCACGGACUACCCUGGGAUUCUGUACGGCGCAUGGUCAACCUCCACCAACUGAGUCUGGACCACAACCUGCUGGACCACAUCGCCGAGGGUACCUUUGCAGACCUUCAGAAGCUGGCCCGCCUGGACCUCACGUCCAAUCGGCUGCAGAAGCUGCCCCCAGACCCCAUAUUUGCCCGCUCCCAGGCCUCCUUGCUGACCGCCACGCCCUUUGCCCCGCCCCUGUCUUUUAGUUUUGGGGGAAACCCACUGCACUGCAAUUGUGAGCUUCUCUGGCUGCGGAGGCUGGAGAGGGAUGACGACCUGGAGACCUGUGGGUCCCCUGGAGGCCUCAAGGGUCGCUAUUUUUGGCAUAUUCGUGAGGAGGAGUUUGUAUGUGAGCCACCUCUGAUCACACAACACACACACAAGCUGCUGGUUCUGGAGGGCCAAGCAGCCACUCUCAAGUGCAAGGCCAUUGGGGACCCUAGCCCCUUGAUCCACUGGGUCGCCCCUGAUGACCGCCUGGUGGGGAACUCCUCCAGGACUGCUGUAUAUGACAACGGCACCCUUGACAUCCUUAUCACCACCUCUCAGGACAGCGGGGCCUUCACCUGCAUUGCAGCUAACGCCGCAGGAGAGGCCACGGCCUCAGUGGAGGUCUCCAUUGUCCAGCUCCCACACCUCAGCAACAGCACUAGUCGGAUGGCGCCUCCCAAGUCUCGCCUUUCAGACAUCACGGGCUCCAGCAAGACCAGCCGGGGAGGGGGAGGCAGUGGGGGUGGGGAGCCUCCCAAAAGCGCCCCAGAGAGGGCUGUUCUUGUGUCCGACGUAACCACCACAUCUGCCCUGGUCAAGUGGUCUGUCAGCAAGUCAGCUCCCCGAGUGAAGAUGUAUCAGCUGCAGUACAACUGCUCCGACGACGAGGUACUGAUUUACAGGAUGAUCCCAGCCUCCAACAAGGCCUUCGUGGUCAACAACCUGGUGUCCGGGACGGGCUACGACUUGUGUGUGCUGGCCAUGUGGGACGACACAGCCACGACCCUCACAGCCACCAACAUUGUGGGCUGUGCUCAGUUCUUCACCAAGGCUGACUACCCACAAUGCCAAUCUAUGCACAGCCAGAUCCUGGGGGGCACCAUGAUUCUGAUCAUCGGGGGUAUCAUUGUGGCCACCCUGCUGGUCUUCAUCGUCAUCCUCAUGGUCCGGUACAAGGUUUGCAACCACGACACCCCAGGCAAGAUGGCAGCAGCCACUGUCAGCAAUGUGUACUCACAGACCAACGGGGCCCAGCCUCCACCUCUGGGUGGCGUAUCUGUCGGGCAGCUUCCUCAGGCACCACCCAAGGUUGUGGUGCGUAAUGAGCUGAUGGACUUCAGUACCAGCCUGGCCAGGGCCUGUGACUCUUCUUCCUCCAGCUCCCUGGGAAGCGGGGAAGCUGCAGGCCUGAGCCGGGGUCCCUGGAGGCUCCCACCCCCUGCUCCUCGCCCCAAGCCCAGCCUGGACCGCUUGAUGGGAGCCUUUGCCUCCCUGGACCUCAAGAGUCAAAAGAAAGAAGAACUUCUAGACUCCAGGACUCCAGCAGGCAGAGGGGCAGGGACGGCGGCCAGGGGCCACCAUUCAGACCGAGAGCCACUCCUGGGGCCCCCGGCCACCCGUGCCAGGAGCCUUCUCCCUUUGCCCCUGGAGGGCAAGGCCAAAAGAAGCCACUCUUUUGACAUGGGAGACUUCUCAGCUGCAGCCGCAGCUGCUCCUGGUGGCUACAGCCCCCCUAGGCGGGUCUCAAACAUCUGGACGAAGCGCAGCCUGUCUGUCAAUGGCAUGCUCUUACCCUUUGAGGAGAGUGACCUGGUGGGAGCCCGGGGGACAUUUGGCAGCUCAGAGUGGGUAAUGGAAAGUACUGUGUAGCCGGGGCAGGAUCACCCUUCCUCCCAUUCUCAGUGGGAGAGGAAGGGGACAGAGUCAGCACUGGAGAUUGUUUGUGGAGUUUCCAUGGUGAUGUUUACAUCCAGGGACAGUCUUGUCUCCCUGUCAGCCUCAUGUCCUUCUGCCCAGCUGCACCCUUUCCCCACGUCACCUUCCCAGGCCUGUCCCCACCACCCAGCGGGGUGUGCUCAGGGAAUGGGACUCGCUCAAGUGUCAGACUGAGCCCUGAGUGUUUGGAGAGGCCACACACUGCCUCUCUAUUCACAAAUGUAGCGACAAGCAAGCGGCUUCGGAUUGCUCAUGGAUCCAGUGUUGUUUUGAUUUCUUAAUUUAUUUUUCCAUUUCCCAGACUCCUCUUCGUUCUUCUGGAUAAUCGAGAGUGUCCUCCACUUGUGAAAGUGUGUUCCCAGCAGGCAGGAGGGAUGGGGUGAGGGUGGGGUGGGAGUCAACAAGACUCUCGCUCGGUGUUCUGUUGAACCCCCUGACCAGAGACCCCAUAACCCUUCCCCAGCCCUAUAGCCUGCCCUGGGUGUGUGAAUGACCCAGUUUUCUGUUUCCCAGACACGACACCCACACUCAGCAGAACAGACUGAGUUAGAAAGUUAACCCCAAGCUACAGGGAGGCCUGAGAAAGGGCUUUGUGGCGGGGGGUGGGGGAGUGGAAGGGAUCUUACUUUGAGGAUGUGGCCCCUUUUCCUGGGAAUCUGCAUGACCUGUGCUGAUCAAAAGGACUCUAGGUAAAGCAGAUGAGGCAUUAGGGGGGCACCUUAGACUAUCAGGCUGGUUUCUGGAACCAUGAGAAUAGGCCACUGGAUGACAUGGAAAAGGCUGCCUCUCUCUUUGGACCACCUGGCAAAGCCCUUGGAAGGUUCUGGAAGGCUUCCAAAGAUGAACUAGCCCUUCACAAUUCUAGGUGAUAACCUGAGUGAAACACAAGCCUCUGGGGCUGUCCCUACCCUCCCAUGGCACAACGGGAAUAUGCUAGAAGUUUGAAGCAGACGCUGAAUCCUCUUUAAAACAUUCUUCCAGAGAGCUUGGGAGGAUCUGGGAUCAACCCAUCCUUAAAUUGUCCUCCCUCUCCCCGGAGCACAGCGCUUGCCUAAUGUGACCAAGCCAGAGCAGAGGCCAAGGCUACCUACCUCCUGGGGAGGUUUUUCUACUCCAUGAUCCUGUCUUCCCCCCAAUUAGGGUAGUUCUGUGCAGUUUGUACCUUUCAUGUUCCUUAAGGUGAUGGAUCAAGGUGCUCACGGCAGGGUGAGGGGUGCCUUCUCAUGGUUCCCUGUGGAGUAUUUGUCCACGGAGGUAAUGGAAUAGGAGCAGAAGGCCAUCUUGGCUCAUGCACGUCUGGGCGUGAACCCCGCCCCUCCUCCCACACAUCUGGGGACAGCUGCUUUAGACAAAGCACCAGCCUGCCCAGCCUGCCUCUGUCAUGCCUUGGCUCUGUCUCCUGCCUGCCAGCUCUCUCCUCAGAGCCAAACACUACCUCUCCCUCUUCUCUGUCUUCCUAACUCAAUCAUUCGGUCUAGCCUGUACUCCCUUCUUCUACAUGCCAGUCACAUGGCCUACAAAGCAGAACAGUGAGAAAGUUCUGAGGGAUUCAGGGCUGGUGCUGAGCUGCUGGGCCUCAAGCCCCGCCAAGCACACACAGCGGUGACACUGUCUCUGCAGGUGACGCUGUGGCCCGGCCAUGCCUGCACCCUCUUUCCUCCCUCCUUUCUCUUCUCCGUGCCCUGCUGCUGCCCCCUUUCCUGCCUGUCCUCUGUCUUCCCACAAAUCAUUUGCCAGUUCUGAUAAACUCACCCGAACACCA
Molecule: messenger RNA, 5000 nt
Organism: Peromyscus maniculatus bairdii (prairie deer mouse)
Lineage: Eukaryota; Metazoa; Chordata; Mammalia; Rodentia; Cricetidae
Source: RefSeq, a predicted model, not a curated record